CGCAUGGAAGUAGUCUCCGCCGACAGGUAUAAAUGCUGAGCAUAAUUGCUCCUUCUGGCACAGCAAACUGCUAGUUCAUCAAACCGAGCAGCUUCACGUAAACUCUACAUUUCAGCAACAGAAUGAGGACUGUAUUUGUAGUAGCUCUUGUGUGCUUGGCACUGGUGUGCUUGAGUGAAGGGCGUCCACCGAGAGCUCCCAAUAAUGGUCGUGGAAAUGGUAACGGAGGUGGCAACGGCAACGGAAAUGGAAACAAUGGUAUUGGUAAUGGCAACGGUGGCUCAAACGGCAACAACGAAAACGCCGGAGGCAAUGGAAACGGAAACAAUGGUAAUGGAAACGGCAACGGCGGACCAAACAACGAAGAGACAACUAGCAACCCUGAAUUGACUACUGAGGGUGCUCCUGAACCUACCGAAGGUGCGACUGAACCUACCGAAGGCGCGACUGAACCCACAGAAGAAGUUACUGAGCCUGCAGAAGAGACGACCGUGGUCGAGGAGCAGACGACCGUUGUAGUCACUGAGGAACCGCCAGUUGAGGUCACUACUGAGGGUGCUCCUGAACCUACCGAAGGUGCGACUGAACCCGCAGAAGAAGUAACUGAGCCUGCAGAGGAGACGACCGUGGUCGAGGAGCAGACGACCGUUGUAGGCACUGAGGAACCGCCAGUUGAGGUCACUACUGAGGCCGAGGUGACCACAGCUCCCGCAGAAAACUCGAGCGAAGAGAGCAACGAGAGCGGAACUAACGAGGAAAACUCGAACGAGGCGAGCCAAGAGUCGGGAGAGAGCAACUCAACAGAGGAGGGCACCGCAGAAAACAACUCAACUGAGGAGGUCAAGUCUGAUGAGAGCAACCAAACUAAGGAGAGCCAGGAAAGUAACGAAUCCAAGUAAUUGACAAUUAUGCAUAUUAUUGGAUUUCUAUAAUCUCUAACACAAUAAUGUACAGCAGUACGUAGUUAUAUAGCUGUUAUUGGCCAAAAUUAUGAAACUGCCCAUUGUUGUGUUCUUUUCAAUGACUGUGAAAGUUUUUCUCAUGUAAUAGAAGACCAACCAUAACAAGAUGAAUAAAAUCAGCUUUAAAAAAUGAUAAA
Molecule: messenger RNA, 1099 nt
Organism: Cloeon dipterum
Lineage: Eukaryota; Metazoa; Arthropoda; Insecta; Ephemeroptera; Baetidae
Exons: 2
Coding region: 123-899 (258 amino acids)
Source: RefSeq, a predicted model, not a curated record